Molecule: messenger RNA, 3157 nt
Organism: Pezoporus occidentalis (night parrot)
Lineage: Eukaryota; Metazoa; Chordata; Aves; Psittaciformes; Psittacidae
Product: hematopoietic lineage cell-specific protein-like
Exons: 15
Coding region: 133-1686 (517 amino acids)
Biological process (GO): regulation of actin filament polymerization
Cellular component (GO): actin filament; plasma membrane; cortical actin cytoskeleton
Molecular function (GO): actin filament binding
Source: RefSeq, a predicted model, not a curated record
GACACAGGAAGUGAAGAUAGCUGAAGCUAAACCAGGAACUCAGAGUCAGCCAUAGUCCAAAAGCUGCUGCGACCAACAGGUGCCUGAGCAGAAAGCAGCAAGUUUGCCAGCAGGAGCUGGUGCACCUUUAAGAUGUGGAAAGCAGCCGUGGGACAUGACGUGUCGGUGAAGGUUGAGGCGCAGGGAGACGACUGGGACACUGACCCUGACUUCGUGAACGACAUCUCCGAGAAGGAGCAGCGCUGGGGAGCGAAAACCAUCGAGGGCUCCGGCCGCGCCGAGCACAUCGACAUCCACCAGCUGAGGAACAAGGUGUCAGAGGAACAUGAAGUCACCAAGAAGAAGGAGCUGGAGACUGGCCCCAAGGCCUCCUAUGGUUACGGGGGCAAAUUUGGAACAGAGAGGGACCGAAUGGAUAAGUGUGCAGUUGGCCACGAGUACAUUGCCAAUGUUGGGAAACACUCCUCGCAGACAGAUGCAGCCCAAGGCUUUGGGGGGAAGUAUGGAGUCCAGCGGGACCGGGCUGACAAGUCGGCACUGGGGUUUGAAUACAAAGGUGAGGUGGAGAAACACUCGUCCCAGAAAGAUUACUCCAAGGGUUUUGGUGGCCGUUAUGGUUUGGAGAGGGAUAAGGUGGACAAAGCGGCAGUGGGAUUCGACUACAAGAGCGAGGCAGAGAAGCACGACUCUCAGAAAGACUAUUCUGUGGGCUUCGGUGGGAAAUUUGGGGUCCAGAGAGAUCGUCAGGACAAGAGUGCCCUUGGCUGGGACCAUCAGGAGGAAGUGCAGCCUCAUGCGUCCCAAACAGACUAUGCCAAGGGAUUUGGAGGUCGUUACGGGGUCCAGAAGGACAGAGUUGAUAAGAGUGCUGCUGGCUUCAGUGAGAUGGCUGCUCCCACCUCCCGCUAUGAGAAAACGAGACCACUGGAGGCAGGAGCUUCCAGUGGCACCAGCAGCCUGCGGUCACGAUUUGAAAACAUGGCUAAGGCAGCAGAGGAGGAGAGAAGGCAGGCAGAGGGGGACCGGGUGAGGUGGCAAGGUCACGAGUGCCUGGCAGCUCGGUGGAAGGAAGUCCCACAAAGAGAGAAGGAUCACACAGAGGCAGCCUCUGCCACUGUGCCAGCAAGGGUGCCCAGGAGUGCUGACCAAGACAGACCUGUGUCACAAGAAGAGGUGCCAAGGCAGGAUGAGGAAACAUCACCCGCUUUGCCACCAAGGCCAGCAGAUCUGAGUGAAGAACUGUGCAAGAACCCCAGCCAGGAUCAGCCAAUCUACAGUGAAGGUUUGGGUGCUGGUGGAGACUAUGAGGAGCUGCCAGACCCCUCUGACUACUGUGACAGUACCAGUGGAGGUGCUGACUAUGAGGAGCUGCCAGCCCCCCUGGGAAAGGAUGCCAUCUAUGACUGUGGAGGAGAUGGAGAUGAGGACUAUGAGAAUAUGCUUCCUGAGGAGCCCAGCCAGAGCCAGCUGCUUGUUGGGGAAAUGGACAAUGUUUAUGAUGUGGAGAACCCUGGGACCUGUGCAGUGGCUCUCUAUGAUUACCAAGGAGAUGGCGAUGAUGAGAUUUACUUUGAUGCUGAUGACAUAAUCACACACAUCGAGAUGGUAGAUGAAGGCUGGUGGCGGGGGCAGUGCCGGGGCAAAAUAGGCCUCUUUCCAGCAAAUUAUGUGAGGCUUCUCCAGUGAGACCGGCAUUGUCCAAGGAGCUUGUGUCCAAACUUCUGCAUUUCUCUGCUUCAAGCUUUUGCAUGGUAUUGGCUUGAUUUGGCUUGGCCUGGCGUGUCUGCAUGCAAGAAAUACAAAGAAACAAACUGGCAGUAUCUGCGGGAAUAUUUCAGCCUGUGCCCAAAAGGACUUUGGUUCCCCUCCACUUCCAGAUGGGAAAGGUGGGAUGUUUUAAGUGCAUGUGAGUGCAGUAUAAGACAUCUUUUCUACCUAACCUGCCCUGCAGUGUCAGCCUGCAAACAGAGCUAUGUCCAUUCCUGUUUCUGAAAGGGCCAUUCACAGAAAAGAAACACCAACUCUAACCUAGUCAAGGCAGAGGGGACAUAAGCUAUGAGACCUUUUUAAGUUGCUGGAGCCCUGGAUUUUAUCGUACCCAGGGGUCAAGGAAAAGAGGACCAUGAAGGGCAAACCCGCCUUUGGUCACAAGCAGCAUGAGGCUGGUUUAUCUGGGCAAAUUGCAGGGCUGGGGCCUGGGAACUUUUCACCAUCCCAGGAACACUGCUGCCUUUUCCUGUACAUAAACACAAGCUUGGCUGUAGUGAACUGUUCCAUUAAACAGCAGAAGUGUGUUCCGGCUCAAUGAAAAUGUGGGAUGACGUUGCUAGGGUAGGAGAUUAUUCACUUGGUUUUCCUCUGUGUGCCAGGAAUGCUGUUGGGAGUUUUGUCAUUUUCUGGGAUAAGCCUUGAAAAAAGAACUGUAAAAAAUAGAUUGUUUUAUAGGAAAAAAUACUCUGGAAAAUCUGUCUUGGAGCAAGAGUAAAAUACUAAAAGGCUUCACUUAACAAAGAGUUUGUUAAUAACUACUGCCCUUGUUCUCAUCCGGGCAGCCCAUCAGAGGACUGUUCUGCUAGGGAAAUCCUUUCAAUCUAGCAAAUUAAUCAGAAUAAGUGCUGCUUGAUACAGGCAGUAGAAUACUUUUAGGACAGUGCCAUAUCUCCUGUUACCUGCUCUGACAGUGUAACUAAGGGUAGACAUGCAGAUGGGGCCGGAAGAGCCAUCCCACAGCUUGUUUCUAACCUAAGGGCUCCAGUGUGUUUUGCGGUCCGUGCUAAAGGUAGGUUCCCCUAUCCAGUAUUUGGCUCAGCCUCUUCUCCAUGCUGUUGGGUGAGUCCCUGUGCUGAAGCCGGGCCUCCUCAGUGUGGCAGUAAUAUAGGUACACCUAAACAGGCCUUUGCGUGACUUACUAGUCAAGAAAUACUGCAGUUUAAUUAACAAUGGAGUUAGUUACUUGGAGGGUGCUGGCUAUAGCCUCCUUAUCUAAAGGAUGCUGCUUUUAUUUACAAUAUCCUGCGUAUCUGACACUGUUUGGAGAAGAAUGAGUUGCAUAACCUGAAGGUACAUAAACUUCGUAACUGCCCCCUUUGGGCAGAAUUCAUCCAGGCAGCGUCUGUCACUCUCUCAUAGCUGUAGUAAUAAACUGACUAAAAUUGCA